CGCGGAUAUGACUCUGGAGAUCUGUAGGCGCGAGGAACAAUCAGCUUCUGAUCAGCUUGCGUCAUUCUACACGCGUUGUUGUUGGUUUCUCCGCCUCUCUUGCAUUUGUGCCCGAACGAUGCAGGAUGCGGUGAAACACGAGGAGAUGGGAUGGCCCCGCAGCCCGCCUCGUCAGAUGACUAUGCCUUGCUUUGGUGUGUCACUCUGGGCCUGCACGGGCACUGUGCGUGGGGGGGAGGGUAUAUAAAGGGGACGCAAGAUUUGCCACUCUUUCCUUUCUUUUCUGUAACAGAGAACACGAUGACGGGGAUUGAGCAUACCGACCCAAAAGUACCCUCCGUCCAAGAGGAACAAGAGCAACAAGACGCUACCGAUGCGUCGUCGCCGUCCAAGCCGGGCAUUGUAGCACGAGCGAGUGAUGUUCUCAGGGAAGCUUUUGGGAAACCAAAAAAGGCAGAGAUCACGCCGUUUACGACGGAACAUGUCGAACACGCCCCUCCUUCGCCUCUCAGCGAGUGCACCACCUCGACUGCUCCUGCUGAUCAGGAUUUUUCUGAACACCGCUCCAGCUCCAUACCCUAAAACAUUCUCCCGCCUACGGCAAUCGAUAUCCCCGCCCCCGCCGGUAACCUGUCCGAGAUCAUUAAUCACGGCGCGCCCUUAACCGACCGACCCCAGUCCAGAAAGAAGCCCAGCCUCGGAGGCGAAGAGGGAAGUACUGUGGUGGACAAGGCUGUGGGAGUGGGGCUGGAGGGGUUGGAGGAUACGCCGAUGGGGGAGAGGAGUGAUCCGUUUAGCGCGGUACCGCUUGGUGAACUUGGGCUCGGUGCAAAACCGGCUCUGGUGGCGGGGGUGGGAGACUUCCCGGUGCGUCAUCUGCCGCGCUUGUCUCCUGCCAAGCCGUCUUCCGAGCAUGGUGAGAUUGAGAGCGAUGGGUCUGAUAGUGAAGAGGAGAGUGGGCAGCUCGCAAGGGGCGUCCGAGAGUCUGCGCCUAAACCUGUCGACCCGCAGUCUGAAGGCAACACCAACAUUCAUUUGUCUUCCCAACCUCGUAUCUUACCAGCAUUCGACACCAAGCCUUACGUCCCUCCCACCUCCCACCAACCCCAAAACCAAACCUCCCCCUCCAUCUCCCCCAAGACGAGCCCCAAACAAGAAACAAUCACCCUCUCAAUCUAUCCCCUCCCAGCCUCCCCUUCCCGCUCCAUCUCCGCCCCCAACGUAUCCUCCCCCUCCUCCCCUCCUUCCGCUCCGCUGCCACUCCCGAUUUCACCCAGAGGCGCGCCAGGGCAGAGAGAUGUACCCCGGAUCUUCCCGUCGAUGGGGUCGGUGGUGGCAGAGCCCGCUUGGUCUCGCGAGGGAUCGCCCGAGCUCGGCUCAGAGCUUGAGGUCAUCCCGGCUUCUCCUCCACCUUCUUCUCACCCAAAGGGUUUGUCCUUGGAACAGGAUGGGGAGGAGGAGUAUCAUCCAGGGGAGAAGAGGGACUACGAACCUCCGCUUUGUGCACCCCGAAGUGAAGGACCAGAAAGUCUGGCUUUUGGGAGUUUGAGAGUCCAUCAUUCCCCUGGUUCGCCUGUCUCUCCUCUUUCGCCGGUUUCGCCGGAUAUCACCACGCCACCUUCUGUUUAUGAGUCUGCUUCUGCCUCUUCGGCCUCUGGGGGUGGGACUGGUGUGAAUACAGGAAGUGGAAGUGGAAGUAGUGCGGGGACGAGGACGGGGAAGGGCAAAGCACCGCCCCUCCCCUCGACGCUUGUGGCUACGCUUCAGCAGCAAGCAGAAGAGCAGGAAGAAGGGGCGGGGUUGAAAAAGUUGACGCCUAUCCAUCCGGAAGAGUAAGAGGCAGUCGUGUCUAUGGAAAGAUGCUGAGUGAGAAGAUGGGAGGGGGUUGUUUUAUAGACUUUUUUGUAGGAUUACGAGACGUGGGGGGAGGUCGUGUUGAUGAUGGAAGAGUGGAUAUGGAGUUGGGUCGAAGAGUUGUUGUAGAUAGAAAUGUAUUAUGCAAAUCUAU
This is a messenger RNA of Cryptococcus amylolentus CBS 6039, 2008 nucleotides long. RefSeq lists its product as hypothetical. The transcript has 3 exons. NCBI's taxonomy places the organism in Eukaryota, Fungi, Basidiomycota, Tremellomycetes, Tremellales, Cryptococcaceae. The coding region runs from base 772 to 1836 and encodes 354 amino acids. The record is from RefSeq and is a predicted model, not a curated record.